GUCAGACCCGUCGCUGUGGACGUCAUGUAGAAAUCAUGGUAUCAACUAACAAAUGCAUUUUAGUCGGAUGAAAGGCGAGUGGGCACUCACAUCCGAAACAUACAUUUUGAGCAUUUUAGUAUUAGCACAUUUCAGAGAUCGCAAUGUGGAAGUCAGUGCUUUUGCUCGUGCUAGUGGUUACGAUCUCAUUAACGGUGGGAAAGCACAAGCAUCGUUCGGUUGCCAGCAAGUUAAAGAAGAGUUCAGCCGCUAAGCAACAAGCCCCGCCUGCAGAAGGAACACAGCAGCCCAAGAAUGAACAAGAAAAGCAAGAGUCACAAGCAGAUGCGGAUGAUCAGCAAUCAGCACCCCCACCUGCCGAUGUCCCACCUCCCGCAGACCAAGAUGGGGAUGCUUCAGGUGACCAACCUCCCCCUCCUGAGGCACCUCAACCAGCACCAGCUCCGCCACCGCCUGAUGCACCACCACCACCCCCAGAUGCACCACCACCACCCCCUGAUGCACCACCACCACCCCCAGAUGCACCGCCACCACCCCCAGAUGCACCACCUCCUCCUCCAGAACAACCAACGCCACCACCUCCACCACCACCUCCCCCUGCUCCAGUACCACCACCAGUCUACCCUUACCCACCUCCGGUCCCUGCACCAUAUCCACUACCUUACCCCUAUCCGACCGAACCCGCACCUGCCCCAGUACCUUGUACCUCGAACGAAGACUGCGUUGAAGUUGACGGUCUACCUUAUUGCGUCAACGGCUUCUGCGCAGCUACUCCAUAUGGUAGGAAAAAGAAGGCACACAAAUUUGCCGGGGAAGAUGACUACGCAAGUGGAGCUGAAACGAUGGAUGUUUCUUCAGCAGUAAGAGAAGGGGACGAAGAAGCUGCUUCCAAUGACGAGGAACAAGCCGAAGAGAAGCCAGCCAAACAAACCUUAAUCGCUGAAAGACAAGAUCAGGCAGAUGAAGAAAUACAAGAAGAGCCCAUGGGAAUUAAGAGUGGAAAGACAAAGGAAAAGCAGGCUGUGCCCGAUGCAGCUCCAACGAGUGCACCAGAAGCGAAUGCACCAACAACUGCCUCGCAGGCAAGUAGCACAGCAACGCAACCAACAUCUGCAUCCAGUACAACAUCUUCAUCGUCGCGACCUUGUCAAACAGAUGAUGAUUGCAGUAACACACAAACACCAUACUGCGUAAAAGGCUAUUGCUCAGCUCAGCAAAGCAAAAAGAAAGUCAAAGGAAAGAAGAGUUCCAAAAAAGUAAAAAAGAACAAGAAACACGGAAAGGAGGAAAAACACGAAGAGGAGGCGAAACACGGAAAGGAGGAGGAGCAAGAAUGAAGUUUCAUAACAAAGAACUGUGAUUUUCAUUGGCCAAGGAAAAACUUAUAUGAUUCAUCAAGUAUGAAUUCGUUAAUGAUAUAGCAUGCAUAAACAGUAUUUACCUAUUACAAUUGGAGGCACCUUCGUACUCUGUAAGGUUUAAUUUUGUGUAGCAAAAUAUUAGCAAGAUGACACCUUUGUAUUAGUAUUGGAGGUAGAGAACGAUAGCUUGUUAGUAAUUUAAAGUAUGAAAGAGUUGAAAGACACUUUUGAUAAAGAAA
This is a messenger RNA of Rhopilema esculentum, 1600 nucleotides long. RefSeq lists its product as uncharacterized. The record is from RefSeq and is a predicted model, not a curated record. Lineage: Eukaryota; Metazoa; Cnidaria; Scyphozoa; Rhizostomeae; Rhizostomatidae.